AGUGAACAGGGAUGUAACUGGUGGCAGCCUGUCUAGCACGUGACAUGUACAAUCAGCAGUGGGGGACUCAAGAUGGGGGGAACUGGGCCACUCAACCUCCUCCCCCUCCCAACUACGGGGCCAACCCCCCUCCACCCCCUAACUACGGGGUUAACCCCCCUCCACCCCCCAACUACGGGGUUAACCCCCCUCCACCAGUUCAUCCUCCUCCACCUAGCCAUCCGCCUCCCCAGCCUGAAGAACCUUCAAAUGCGGGAGCGGCAGUUGCUGGUGGUUUGGACUACGGAGCAGCCUACGUAAAGAAGUACAUGGAGAUGUAUGGGCAGAUGGUGGGCCAGAUGAUGCCCCCGGUGCCACCUCCAGCCCCUAAUGAUGAGGCUCCUGCACCUCCUGGCAGUCCUCCUCCUCCCCCUCCUCCUCCCCCUCCUGAUGAAGGCCAAGGAGAAGGCGGGCCUAAGCCACCAUCCUCCCCACCAUCAAGAGGUCCUUUCAUGAAACCCUCAGAAAACAACAGCAGACUGCUUGGUUCCAACUCUACUAGUGUAAAAAGGGAAUCGCAACCGUUCAGUCAACCUCCAACCGGAGGUCAUCCUGUGCAGCAACAAGGUCACUCUGCACAACAACAACAACAAAGCUAUAAUUACGGGAACCAAGGAUAUGGACAAGGGAACCAAGGAUUUGAAGGUCAAGAUUAUGGGCAAGUCGACCAGACUUAUGAGCAAGGCGAACAGAAUUAUGGACAAAGCGAUCAGAGUUAUGGACAUCAGCAGUUAGGAAAACGGCGUGCCCCAGACCAAGGACAACUACAAGAUAAUAAGAGGGGUAACUUCAAUGAAAGUACGGGUCAGUGGCUGGGAGAGAAACCUAUCCACCAGCAAGCAGCCCAAACUUGGCAACAAGAUCAGUAUGGAUACGGAGAUACGGAAGGUUGGGGGCAACCUGAACAGAACGUUGGGAUGAACCAGCAGCUAGGUGGACAAAUUCCGGACAAGAGAGAAGAUCCUAACCAAAGGGGUGGUCUGAACCAGAGGGGUGGCCCAAGCCAGAGAGGUUUCGACCAAAGAGGUCCAAUCCAAAGAAGUGAUCCAUAUCAGAGGGUAGAUCCAAAUCAGAGAGGUGAUCCGAAUCUGCACAUUGAUCCUAACCAGCGAGGUGGUCCUCACUCUCAAGAAGCAAAUCCUGAACAAAGAGGGAGACCAUUCAACCAACAACCUCAACUUAAUGAACAAAGGAGAAGUUCAAGUAAUCCUCCACAGAAAUACGAAGAGAGUGUACCUAAUCAGUGGGAACAGAAUAACCAAGAAUGGCAGGAUAACAGUCAGGCUGUAGGUGCCAGACCGGAUCAUGAUCAGCGAGGUCUGGGUCAAAUGCCUCCCAGAGAAAACAUGAUGAGAGGACCUCAUGGUCACGGUGGUCCACCAGAUAGAAGUUCCCCACAUAGCGGUUCCCUAGACAGGAAUUCACCCCACACUAGUUUGCCAGAAAGUAGUUCACCUCAUAGUGCUCACCCUGGUCCAAGUGUUGCACCCCCAAGACCUCCUGUUGAUCAAGGUAGAGAUUUCCGACGGGGAAAGUCAGAGGAACAAAGCUUUGAAGGAGCAGCUGUCAGAAUGCGUCCUCAUGGGUUUGACGAGAGAAAUGUGAGAGGUCCUCCUCCACAGAGGUUUGACCAAGGACCUAGACACAGAGUAACUGGUCCACGAGGCCAUGAGUUUGGUCCCAGAUCACGAGGUCCUCCUCCUCAAGAACAAAGAGGCCCUCCAGAUGAAUUUGGUAGAGGACCUCGUCCAAGGGGACCUCGUGAAUUUGGUCAUGGGCCCAGACCUAGGGGACCAGGGGGAUUUGAUGGGACAAGACCAAGAGGACCCCCACCAAGAGGUUAUGAAGGAGGUCCAAGGAUGCGAGAACCUGCUCCAAGAGAGCGGGCUCCAGCACCUAAAGGCUACGAAAGAGGGCCUCGUCCUCGCAGUAGAUUUGAUGAAGCUGUCAGACCUCGUGGUCCACCAACUAGAAGCCAGCCCCCUCCCCCCACCAGUACUGGACCGCCAUCAAGAAGUAAUACUGAUCUUUAUGAACCCCCCAUCCCGACAGGUCCAAUAGCGAGCAGACCUCCACCACCAGUAAGCACACUACCUAGAUCUAGAGGUGACCAUCCUCCAAGGGGCCCCAGAGUUCCUCCUCCAACUAGCACAAUGCCCCGUGGAUUCAGACAAAGGACUCCGAGACCCGAUGGAGCGAGGCCGGUGGGGAUGGUGAGGUCACCGAGACCGGUGGGGAUGAGGCCAUUAAGACCAGAGGGGGCCAGGCCUCCGAGACCAGAAGAUGUAGAUCCAUCAUUAAGGAGACCUGUCAGACGGCUACCUGCUGGGUGGGAUCCUCCUACUUCUGCCGCUCAACCUACCCCUCCUGAAGCUACUCCUCCCCGAUCUACUCCUUCUCCUCAUAAUAAACCUGAGUCCACUCCGCCACCCCUUACUAGACCUGAGUCAACUCCUCCUCCCAGGUCUAAAGACGAAGUACUUCUGCAAAAUAUCCGAUCAUCCGUCGACAAGCCCAUUGACGAACUUGAAUACAAGGAUCUCAUCAAAACAGGGCUGCCAGUUUCCUUUGGCAGUACUCACGUCGUUUUAGCUGAAAUGGUCAACGAAUACAGAAACAAUCGAUGUAAAGUUGCUGACGGUCCUACUUGCAAUCCAGAGAGGAUGGAUAAAAGGUUGCCCACAAAGGUUUUAGAAGCCCCGGAAAUUACGAACUGGAGAUUUGUCGACCCAGAAGAGGAGAAGAAAAACAAGGCCCAGAGAAGAAUUAUCCAACCACCUGCUGAUCUGCUGAAGAAGAAAGAGGAAGAGAAAACUGAAGACGUGAAGCCAACAAUCGAUCCGGAAACCGAUACAGUUAUCCAGCCCCCCACUGAACCGGUCCCAAAACGGCAGAUAGUACCGCCACCAGAUUUAGCUCCUAAAAAGAGGGUUAUAGCUCCGCCAGCGGACCUCCUUCCGAAACGAAGUAUAUUACCACCUCCCGAUCUCUUGCCAAGACGAAUAAUCAGACCACCCCCAGACCUUGCUCAACAGGGUCGUGAAGCACAAGGGGAACAGGGUAGACCCCCUUAUGUCAAUAAUGGUAGACCUCCAUUUGACGAAGGUAUAUCACCUCGACCAACUAUACCUCCAUUUGACGAAGGUAGAUCAGCUAGACCAGCUAGACCUCCAUUUGACGAAGGUAGAUCACCUCGAUCAGCUAGACCUCCAUUUGACGAAGGUAGAUCACCUCGAUCAGCUAGACCUCCAUUUGACGAAGGUAGAUCAGCUAGACCAGCUAGACCUCCAUUUGACGAAGGUAGAUCAGCUAGACCAGCUAGACCUCCAUUUGACGAAGGUAGAUCACCUCGACCAGUUAGGCCCCCCUUCGCUGGGUCUGAUGACAGAAAACCGCCCUAUGGUGUUGAAAGACGACCCCCAUAUGGGGACCCUAAUAAACCUCCGUAUAAUCGGGAGGAGAGACGACCUUAUGAGGCCGAUGUGCGGCCUCCCUACGGUAGUGAACAGCGACCACCAUACGGUGGACCAGCUAGGCCACCUUUUGAAGGAGACAGGGCACCUCGUGGGGGUGAUAUACCUCCACCCUUCAGAGACGUAGGACCACCUUAUGACAAGGAAGGAAGGGACCCUCAUGGGCGAGAAAACCACAGAGCUCCACCUGAAGUAAGAAGGCCUACCCCACAUGGCGAUAGACGUGCACCGCCUUACGACAACCGACGGGGACCGCCAUUCGGUGAGGAACAGAGCAGACCGGGCUUAUCUGACAGGUAUGAUGACCACAGGGGCAGGCCCCCUCCUGGGGACCCAUAUCACAGAGACCCCCCAGAUAGGGGCUAUCAUGACAGGGGCCAUCAACCCGCUCCACCUCCCGACUCUCACACACCGCAUGAGUAUGAUAGACACCCUCCUCUUUAUGAUAACCAUUCUAAUCAGCCUAAUGUUCAAGACGUUUUAAGUAAAGUUAUGAAAGCUGCCAAAGCCGGAGAGAUACCUGGGGUUGUCUUGCCUCAAGAACAAGCACAGGAUGUCCUCGAUGAGUUAGUCGCUGGCACAGUUGAUCAACUAUCCAAUGAAAUAUCUCAACAAAUCACUAAUGCUCUCCUCUCUGGACUCACGGACGACACCAGAUCGUCCGUCCGGAGAGACUCGUCCGAUAGGAGGGACUCUGAUCGUUACAACCGACCCGAGUCCUCUCGGAGUAGGAAGAGAAGUUCGGAGUCCCGAGAGUCUCGUCACGAGAGAGCGAGUCCGGGACAUAGUAGGCGGUCUCCGGAUAGGAGGCGGGAACCUUAUCGACCAUCUCCGCCUCGAUCAAGACAUCAGGCACCACGACCACUCCAACCACCACAAUCUGCUCCCAGACCCACUGAGGCUGCUCGAAGGCCCAUGGAGGCUGCCCCUAAAGUGCCUGCUGAGGACAUACUCUUCCCUCCUGGCCGCAACAAUCGUCCUGAAAAGAUAGUGAUAAUAUUAAGGGGUUUACCUGGCAGUGGGAAAUCUCCUUUGGCUAAAAAGAUAAAGGAUGUGGAAACUGAGAAUGGGGCAUCAGCUCCAAGGAUCCUAUCCUUGGACGAUUACUUCCUAAACGAGACUAACGAGUACGAAUACGAAGUAGAACUCGAGGAGAGCUACAGAGCCAGCAUGUUCAAAGCAUUCCAGAGGACCUUGUCAGAUGGCUGGUUCAAGUUCAUUAUCAUAGACGCAGUGAACGCAGUAUCAGAGCACUACACCCAAUAUUGGAGCGCUGCUAAAUUGCAAGGGUUCCAGGUGUAUCUGGCGGAGAUCAACAGUUUUCCUGAACACUGUGUAACCAACAGUCUACACAAGCGCUCCUUACAGGAUAUCAAUCAGAUUCAUCAGAGAUGGGAAGCAACCCCAACAAACUACAUCAGAUUAGACUUACGAGGAAUCAUACAAGGCACCACUAUUGACGAGGUCGAAAUGGAUGACAGUGACAUGGAUGGCGAGGCUGUUGAAACCCCUGUAACUAAACCUCCAGUGAAACAGUGCCGCUGGGAGGCUCAAACAGAGCACGACGAACAAUCCCUCAACCAGCUGGACGGUUUGAAAUCUAGUUCACGGAAAGAGCGGAGUCCGAGCCCAGACGUUAUGGAGCAGAUAAAACUGAUGAACAGGAAGAACAAAAACGAUGGAAAAAAACAUGUGCAUUGGGCGGAUCUAGUUGAAAGAGAAAAUGCGGAGAAGCGCCAGAAGAUAGGGUUCCACAUUGGUGGAGGUUGGAACCAGGAGCUUCCUGAACUAUACUCCGCUUCCAGAGACAAGUCUUGAGGUACACUGAUAUGGACGCCUACAUUCUCUUAGUUCUAUCAUCAUGUCAAAUAACUGUCGUCUCACAUUAUAUGUUGUCUCUUGAUAUCAGAUAAUAUGUCAUUCUUGGACUAUAUUAUAGGUAUUGUCUUGAUAGAAUAUCAAACGAUUGACUGAAGACUUUUAUAAAUAUGAGAGCCAUAGGUGAUGAUGGUGAUGUAUUCGUUUGAGAUCCAGAAUACUAAUUUCUAAGGACAUGCGCUAGAGUCAUAUUAGUGGAGUUAAUGUGUAAUACUAAUAUGGAAAGCGAUAAGAAAUGUGCAAAUUUGUAAUUGCAUGCGCUUUCUCAAAUUCGCCAGAAGAUUUCCAUAUCAAGUUUAUACAACGGAUUUAACUUCACAUUUUUAUAUGUUAUUUAUCAUGUUAAAAUGGGCUUUAAAAGUUCAUUAUUUUAAUUUUUACAAAUGAUUU
Messenger RNA from Bolinopsis microptera, 5780 nucleotides. RefSeq names its product YLP motif-containing protein 1-like. Gene Ontology annotation, cellular component: nucleus. The record is from RefSeq and is a predicted model, not a curated record. Gene Ontology annotation, biological process: regulation of telomere maintenance. The coding region runs from base 45 to 5330 and encodes 1761 amino acids. NCBI's taxonomy places the organism in Eukaryota, Metazoa, Ctenophora, Tentaculata, Lobata, Bolinopsidae. The transcript has 22 exons.